AUGGAGCUUGUUGAUGAUACCACGCUUGAUCAGGCGGAAAAGAUACUGGACGUUGGAGGAAGCCAAUCAGUGGCCGAAUUGCAGCGACUGUCACAAGAACAAAUUCAGCUUAUCCUUCAGUACUGGGAGACCCUCAAUCAGUUGCUCCAACGACUGGAGGACACGAUUCGCAAGAGAUGGAUGAAGAAAACUGUCCAACAGCGAAGGGAAUUCUUACUCGCCGUCGAUCCUAGCAUUCCAAAAGACCAUCGCCCCGACAUCGACUUGAAACAUGAGCUUGCGAAUAUGCACAACAGUCGUGCUUCCAUGUUACCACACAUCAACUUGGAGGAUCUUCUUCGACGACCAGAAGUAUUCUUGACGUUCUUGAAUUCUCGCGGUCGCAUCCAUCCCGCUAGGUUCGCGCACACGGAGCUUGUAAAUUCUCCAUGUUACAAGCUUCCAGACGAAUCGCUGUGGGAGAAAAUUCGAACACACACGAUGGCGUUCGAUUAUCCUACGAAGGACCAGCCUUAUGGGGCCAUGAGAUACUGGGAGGACAGUGCCAAGGCUAGGCACUUCGUGAAUACCGGAAAAGGCAUGCAUCCAACGCAUGGUGUGCAGGUGACAGACAUCCAGCUGGGAACAUAUAGGUUUCUUUUGUCGUGCUGUUUCAACCUUCUCCGUGACUUUGCGAGCGAGAACACCAAUAUAACUCAGUUGUCGAUCAAACCAGAACCUCCGGCUAUAUCCGAAAACGAUGCCAACUACCAAACUCUGGGGGAGGCUGCUUUAUUGGCACCCUACCGUGUUCCAUCGCAGCUCGACUUUGGCCGAUUGCGAUCUCUUAUCAUAGCGCGGGUAGGCGACCUAGCAGAUCAUGUCUGGGCGAUGCGCGAGGACCCUGGUUAUUUUGCGGCCUUCUUCUACGAUCACAAAGACCAUAGGCCAGAAUACGUGACUUCCAUCACUGGUCAGCAACAUGACGUGGUCAAGCAACAUCCCCACGUCAUGUACGGUUAUAUCCUGCGGAACAUGAUCGUUGACUCCUAUUUCUUGCUUUACCAAUGGCACGAGUGUCUACGUCUUGUGAACACUCUCGACGAUACAGCAAAGCUAUCUGCUUACGAAUUUUCAACGAAGGAUCCUUUACCAGAGAAGUAUUACGUGAACUUUCUCAAACUCUGGCAGAUUCUCUUCAGCAUCCACACGGAUACGCAUGGAUGUUUUCGUCAACGUAUUCCCGCAUCGCCUCCCUUGCGACGUUUCUUUACCAAAAUGUACGCAAAUAAGACUACUCACGAAAGUCGAUUCGCGAUCAACAAGAAGGAGGCUGCCAAAGACCCUCUGACAAAGCAGUUCCUUGAUGUCCUUCUCGAGAUUUGGCUACCACAUAAACCUCCUCUUCACCUCGGGUUUGAUGUAGCUCUGGACAAGUUAGAUAGGUUGGUGUCGAGCAAAUCGUCGAUCAAGCCGCUCAUCUCAUCCUUUGUUUGGGCGGAUUUCUCGCAGCUUUCAACGUCAUCCGAGUGUAUUCACCAAAUACGAUCGUAUCAGCCCUGGGCAACACAGAUGCUGCAGGACAUGGGAAGACGUGAUCCGCGGAAUGUGGGAGACCGCGAGAUUGAAAUGGCUACAUACUAUCUAUCUUUCACCAAUAAGUGGCAUCGCGUGACAUCCAUUACGCGCUUCGACGACGUCGAAAUGAUACAACUGGGCGACCCUUCUGAUAACAAAUUCGCGUAUCCCGUUACUGAGCGUCGGAAUGCCGAGAACACGAAGGCUCUGCAUUCUGCAGAGAAAAACCUUGACGCUUUCUGGAAGGCUGCCGACACAUACUGCAAGCAGUUGAUUGGAUCCACACUUCCAUCGCUACUCGACCGCGAUAUAACCCGAGGACGUUCUUUACGACGGACGCCUGCAUGGAUCGAGACACCAGCGGUCGGGAGUACUAUCAAGAAGCCCAGCCUGCUAUCACCACAGUACAUCUACCAGCCGUUCUCUGUUCUCGAUCAUGAUCCAGCCAGUGAGAUCAGCGGCACGUUCAAAAAGUUCCCCGAGCAAGCCAAGACCAAGGUGAAGACCAGAAGCAACGCCCAAUGGUCGGUUACAGCGUCGGAAGAUACCACUGACACCAAAAAUCAGCUAUCAUCGGGACCAUCGCCCAAGUUUGCCGUGAAUAAGCGAGUUCUUAAAGUCUUCAGGAUGCUCUUCUACUCUCCGUUCUCCACUGAUACCCCAGGCGAGGUGCCAUGGGCAGAAUUUCUCCACGCUAUGGCUUCGACAGGGUUCUCGAUAGAGAAACUCCACGGCUCUGCAUGGAAGUUCACACCGAAAGACUUGGCCGUUGAGCGUUCGAUCCAGUUUCACGAGCCACACCCUGUUAGCAAACUUCCAUUCACGUGGGCAAGGCGAUACGGCAGACGCCUUGAAAGGGCUUAUGGCUGGACAGGAGAGACGUUUUCUCUAGCUUGA
Molecule: messenger RNA, 2454 nt
Organism: Dothidotthia symphoricarpi CBS 119687
Lineage: Eukaryota; Fungi; Ascomycota; Dothideomycetes; Pleosporales; Dothidotthiaceae
Exons: 2
Coding region: 1-2454 (817 amino acids)
Source: RefSeq, a predicted model, not a curated record